AUGCGCGCGCGCGCGCUCGAGGCGUUCCUCGUCGACGCCCGCGCGUCGUGCGCGGACGUGCGCACGGAUGCAGAGAGUUUACGAGAGGUGUCGAGCGACAUGGGCGUCCAUCACGGUGCGCUGCCGAACGCCGUCGCGCGUCCGACGACCGCUCGCGAGUGCGCGGGGCUGGUGCGCGUGUGCGCGACGCACGCGGUGCCGUGCGUGCCCAGAGGCGCGGGGACGGGGUUGGAGGGGGGGGCGGUGGCGUACUCCGGUGGGUUGGUUGUGGACACGAGCGCGUUGAAGACGAUCGACGUCGACGCGACGAAUUUGACGGCCACGGUCGGGGCCGGGGUGCUGAAGAGCGAGCUGAAUAAGGCGUUGGCGCCGUACGGGUUUUUGUUCGGUCCGGAUCCGUCGAGUAAUCCGUCGAUCGGGGGGAUGUGCAGCACUGGCGGGAGUGGUUUGUCGACACUCAAGUACGGAACGAGUAAGGAAAACGUACGGUCGAUGCUCGUGGUGACGCCCCAGGGGGAGCUUAUUCGCACGCGAGCGAAGACGAGGAAGUCGUCGACAGGAUACGAGCUCAACGCGCUGUAUCUUGGCGCGGAAGGGACGUUGGGGCUGAUCGUGGAGAUUACGGUUCGCAUUGUGCCCCUGCCAAAGCUUCGAUGCGGCGCGGUUGUGAGGUUCCCAAGUGUCGGUCAGGCGGCGCAAACGACGAGCGACGUGGUGGUCAUGAACUUAAGUACACUCCUCAGAUGUGAGUUGAUGAAUGAUGAGGGGAUCAAGGUGACGAACACCGUGUUCAAGACGACGCUUCCGUGUGCGCCGACGUUGUUUCUAGAGUUCGUCGGGAAUCGAAAGGAGGAAAUGCUCUCGGAUUGGGAUAGUUUUCGCGCUCGAGCGGUCGCGAAUGGCGCCGAAUCGCAUACGUUCGCCGAAGAUGGCGCGCAGUUAGACGCGCUAUGGGACGCUCGGCGCGGAUGUUACCUCGGCGCGAUGCGCUAUCGAGGACUGGAAUCUGGCACAAACUCGAAGGAGAAAGUGUACGUCGGCGACGUGUGCGUGCCCGCGAGUAAGCUCUCGGAGUGCAUUGCCAUCACCGAGCGUGAAUUCAAAAAAGCCCGGUUCCCAUGCGUUAUAUGCGCACACAUAGCCGAUGGGAAUUUCCACUGUUUGAUUCCGUUUCAAGAGAGCGAGCGCGCGGCGCUCCUCGCCCUGGAGGAUAAAGUCAUCGGCCACGCGAUCGCUUUAGGCGGUAGCGCCUCUGGUGAGCACGGAGUGGGCAUCGGAAAGCAAAAGUAUCUCAUCCUCGAGCACGGUGGCGCUCACAUCGACGUACAACGUCGAAUCAAGCGCGCUCUGGAUCCGCUGAACAUCAUGAAUCCGGGGAAAAUAAUUUCCUGGGAUCCGUCCGACGCCGAGCGCAUCGGUCCCCAGCGCCCUGAAUUAGCCAGAUUAUGA
Ostreococcus tauri is the source of this 1449-nucleotide messenger RNA. RefSeq names its product FAD linked oxidase, N-terminal. Lineage: Eukaryota; Viridiplantae; Chlorophyta; Mamiellophyceae; Mamiellales; Bathycoccaceae. Gene Ontology annotation, molecular function: FAD binding; D-lactate dehydrogenase (NAD+) activity; D-lactate dehydrogenase (cytochrome) activity. The record is from RefSeq and is a predicted model, not a curated record. Gene Ontology annotation, biological process: lactate catabolic process. The transcript has a single exon. Gene Ontology annotation, cellular component: mitochondrion. The coding region runs from base 1 to 1449 and encodes 482 amino acids.